Oreochromis aureus is the source of this 1020-nucleotide messenger RNA. Its product is annotated as complement C1q-like protein 2. The transcript is spliced from 4 exons. Gene Ontology annotation, molecular function: protein binding. The record is from RefSeq and is a predicted model, not a curated record. NCBI's taxonomy places the organism in Eukaryota, Metazoa, Chordata, Actinopteri, Cichliformes, Cichlidae. Bases 56 to 691 code for a protein of 211 amino acids.
AAUCUGGCAUAACUGUUGUUAAGUGACAUAUGUAAAUCCCGAAUGAGGAAGUGGAAUGACUGCGAACCCCAGACUCAUCUUGCACAGUCACCAAGUUAAGUUCAUUGCUGCCUUCCCUCAGCUGGAUGGCCAAGCAGGCAAAGCAUCUGAAAGUGAACGCUCUCUUGUUGAGAAACCUCAACUCUCUGCUAGGACAAAUGAACAACUUUUCCUAAUAUUACGAGAACUAGAAGCCAAGCUGAAUAAUGCUGAGAAGCAGCUGGCAGAUCUGAAAUCAUCAAUCCAAGGCAGUCGUGUGGCAUUUGGAGCAUCUAUCGGCAAUGUUGGAAAUACUGGACCAAUGAGUGCAGAGAUCACACUGACUUACAAAAAUGUCUACUUUAACUCAGGCUCUUACAACCCUGCAACAGGUAUUUUCACUGCUCCGGUCAGAGGAGUUUAUUACUUCAGCUUCUCUGGUCAUAAUAUAUCCACUAGACCGAUGGGGCUGCGACUGAUGAAGAAUGGAGAGCAGAUGGUGACAGUGUACAACCAUGCUGCUGGAAAUCGCUAUGAGACAGCAACCAAUGGCAUGACUCUGCAGCUGGCUGCAGGAGACCAGGUGUACAUGAGGCUCCGUGCAAACACCUGGAUUUUUGAUAAUGUCAACAACCACAGCACCUUCAUUGGCCAUUUGUUAUUCCGUCUGUGAGCUCAGACAAGCAUGAUUUGAAUAGCAAAUGAGUAAACAGAACAAUAUUGACAUGUAGAGUUUGGUUGAUUAUUUUUGGUGGUGACAGAGGUGGCAGGGUUACCGUAACAAUCUACAGCUUUAGAACUUGGUGGUGGUGUCAGAAUUAAAACCAACAUUUUAUAGGAGUUUGUGUCUCAAUGGAACAAUAAAGUCUGAAUAUGUGCAGCAAUUUCACUUCUCUUCUUUUUUUUAGUCAGGUAGGCUCCUCUGACUCAUUUUAAGGUAAACGUAGAUAUAUAUAUAUAUAUUUGUUUGAUGUCUAGAAGUGAUGUCUCAGUUAUAAUUAA